This is a messenger RNA of Oncorhynchus keta (chum salmon), 1762 nucleotides long. RefSeq names its product suppressor APC domain-containing protein 2-like. The transcript has 6 exons. Lineage: Eukaryota; Metazoa; Chordata; Actinopteri; Salmoniformes; Salmonidae. Bases 271 to 1716 code for a protein of 481 amino acids. The record is from RefSeq and is a predicted model, not a curated record.
GGUCCUGUUGAAAAAGGUAUGCUGGAGCCGCAAGACUUGGGAGGGAAAGUAGAUACUUUCGUUCAGCGAAGGCAUAAAGAAAAGCUGGUCGGAUUUAUAAUCUGUUUUGGAUAAAUAUAGUCUAUAAAGACAUGUAGGGUAGGCUACUUAUAAACACAUUUAUUUUUGUAUCUCGCGUAAAGUAAUAAGACGUUGUUUAUAACCACAUUAUAAGAUAUAUCUUGGUGAGGUUUGAUUUUGGCAUCAUUCAUUUCAACUAUUGAUAACUUCAUGGCUUUGAUAGAAACUGAUACUGAUGGUAGCUGCAAAUUGAACGGGCCGUCGACAAUUUACGGUGGGAUUGGCACAAGAAGACAAGGCAAGACAGGCAUAACCGGUAAAAUGCAGCCCAAAGACACGGAAUAUUCAACAGAUGGGUUACCAAAAGCCUUUCUACACAGUCUGAGGACACUCUUUGACAUUCUUGAUGAUGGUAAGAGAGGAUAUGUGCACAUAUCGGAGAUUGAGAGUAGAUGGCAAGGGGCAGAUACUCAUGAUUUGUCCGGCGGGGUUCUGGAGUGUCUGAGGCUGGUGGCCCCACCUCAUGGCUGCCUGACAUUUGAGCGCUUCGUGGCGGGGCUGCGAUACUCCAUGCCGAAAGCGGACAACAACAACCACAUAAAGGCUCAGGUUUCCCUGCACCCGAAACAAGCACUUCUGAACUCCAAACGGCACCAUAUGCCAGCGCAAAAACCUGCCCCGCUCUCUACCUGCUCUUUCGGAACUCUGAUUGAAAACAACGUUCGCCCACUGGGUCCAAGCAAUGGGACAAAUACGCAUCACAAACGCGCGUCCUCACUUCAGAGUCGGUCCAGACAUAAUGAGGGGAAAACUGGACACCCACCAGUCACCUCGGUCGUAGGGGGUCCCUUGCGUUACACCAAUACGGGUUAUGAGAGAACAGGCAGAAGUUUGGAACGGAUAACCAUUGUGCCCGAAAGCGGUUCAUAUCGAGCGGAUUCGGUUCGGAUGGGGAAGCAGACGCAUCCACAGAAGAGUCGGGUGAGGUCCACAGAAUCCCUUGCUCUCGAGUCGUCAAGUCUCCAAAAAUCAAGUAUUGUGGAGGCUGGGUUACCGAGGUCCCAGAGUGAGUCAGCCACAGGAUUCACUGUCUCCAGACGCCAUGGGCGGAGCCGAGAUGAGCAGAGACGCCACACCAUCACCAACGGGGUGGAUUAUGGAAUGCUGAAGCAGAUGAAGGAGUUGGAGCAGGAGAAGGACUCUCUGCUGGCCGGUCUGGGCGUGGUGGAGCGGGCUAGAGAGUGGUACCAGACUCAGAUCCACAACGUCACCGAGAGACAGAGACACGUGGGCCAAAGCAACCACUGCACGGAUUCCUUCGCAGAAUCCCAGAAUCAAAGUCACAGGAAUGUUCUGCUUCCCAAGCUGCAGGAAGUCAACCGUUGCCUUAAUGACCUAAUUUCCUGCUCUGGAGUGUCUUUCCCAUCCUCCAGCUCCCAGCCCACAGUGAUCUCCUCCAGCUCCCAGCCUCCUGCCCCCCCACAAGCCAUUCAGAGACUAAAGGACCAGAACCGCCUUCUCAUCCAGGAGGUGACAGAUAAGGGUAAGCGCAUCACUCAGCUGGAGCAGGAGAAGUCUGCUCUGAUCAAACAGCUGUUUGAGGCUCGCGCCCGGAGCACGCAUGACAGCAGCACCAUGGACUCCACCUUCAUCUGAAUACGGACACCAUAAUACAACCACGCUGGGCUCCAGCUCUAUCUGA